Messenger RNA from Guyanagaster necrorhizus, 861 nucleotides. RefSeq lists its product as uncharacterized. The record is from RefSeq and is a predicted model, not a curated record. NCBI's taxonomy places the organism in Eukaryota, Fungi, Basidiomycota, Agaricomycetes, Agaricales, Physalacriaceae. Bases 1 to 861 code for a protein of 286 amino acids. The transcript is spliced from 3 exons. Gene Ontology annotation, biological process: protein insertion into mitochondrial outer membrane; mitochondrial outer membrane translocase complex assembly. Gene Ontology annotation, cellular component: mitochondrial outer membrane.
AUGGACGAGGGAAGGUCUUUUGACAGCGCAGAUGAGUCCUUACUUGAAGCUGCCUUGAACCAAGCAUUUACUCCUCCUCCCCGGAACCCGACGAGUCAUGACGGUCGCUGCACUUCGAGGGACAAUGCGGAGGCUGCCAUUUCAGACACGCCACCGGCGCCAAAGCCUUUGGAGCGUCUUGUUUCCAACCAAGUCCUAGAGUCCUGGACGUCAGAGUAUGAAUCUCAGGUAGAAACGUGGCGGUCACAGUCUGCGGAAGCUCGAGAGAAAGCAGAAAAAGAGCGAGCGCGAUGGGAGGGCAUACGUGUGAGGGAACGCGAGUCAUCUCUGCAAGAUUCAAAUGAGGGUUGGGAAAGAGUUGGAAGCAAAGGCAAUAAUAGUCUGGCUCCUUCCUCGGUAUCUGGAUUUACGUCAAGUGUCGCUGAUUCCGGCAGGGAUAUCGCGACAGUCGAACUGCCAGCCGUCCCCCACAACCCCGGUCCGGGUCCUCCUCCCUCGCAGAGUGAAGGCUCACAGAAAUGGGAGGAUGUCCCUUCAUCCAUAACUUCGUCCUUUCCCUCAAUGUCCUUCCCCGAGCAUACGGAGAAUUCUUCCCCAAUUCGACAGCGUCCAGAGGGCACCAAAGCCCCUGUUUCUGCUACGCUCGCCAUCUUCGAUUCUUCUCUGUCAACGCGUACCCGUGUAAAGGCGUUAUUUUCUUCUCUAGCGAUAAACUUUUUUCUACCGUUCGUCAAUGGCGUCAUGCUUGGUUUUGGGGAAAUAUUCGCGAAGAAUAUCGUUCUGGAAUGGUGGAGGCCCGGUUCGUCAGCUACGAUGACAGGUAUACGUGGUGGACAGACCCUUAGGAUGCGGAGGUCGUGA